AUGGAGGGUCUUCUUUGCUCUAACGCUGUCAUUUCGGAGGGCAUCCUGUCGUCUUUUAUGGACGCCUUACUACUUGAAACAGCCAUUGCUGCAUCCAGGGCAGUUGCUUUAUCACUUUUCAUGAUAGGUUCUUUGCCUAACGGAUCCAGUGUCUUCCCAGAAGAGUCGGGCACAAGUCGAGGGUUUCCAUUGACUGAGCUUCACGCAAAGAGGAAACCUGAUCCUGAUAAUCAAGAUGGCAGUGAUACCGAGGAUGAUGAAGAUGGUGAUGAGGAGGAUGGUCAAGAUGACCAGGAUGAUGAUGAUGAAGAAGGUGUUGAGGAAGAUGAGCCUAGCAAAGACGGCGAGGAUGGUGAGGAUCCAGAGGAUGAGCCUGAAGCCAAUGGUAAUGGUGGCAGCGAUGAUGACGAUGAGGAAGAUGAUGAUGAGGAGGAAGAUGAAGACGACGACGACGAUGACGAGGAUGAGGAAGAGGAGGAAGAGGAGGAGGAGGAGGAAGAUAUUCCCCAGCCACCAGCUAAGAAGAGGAAAUGA
This is a messenger RNA of Dovyalis caffra, 534 nucleotides long. The record is from the annotation of a GenBank genome assembly. NCBI's taxonomy places the organism in Eukaryota, Viridiplantae, Streptophyta, Magnoliopsida, Malpighiales, Salicaceae.